UGCUGCUGCUCUUGUGCUCCUCAACUCCUCCCCUGGUAAGUAUUGUUUCUGCUAGUUAGCUUAGGGCUUGAUUUGGUGAGAAAAACAACUAAGUGGAGUUAUCUUUCCUUCUAUCAUAGAUUCACAGCAAGCACCAUGUCCUCCCAGCUUGAGAUAUCCCAAGUUGUUCGAUCAGCUCAAGCUGCAGAAGAAGCUGAUGAGCACUAUGACCCAUUCAAAGAUCCUAAGAGGAGGCCAACAAAGAGCAAGGAUCCAGCAUGGAAAUAUGCAUUCUGGCCAGAUCUUAACAAGAGAUUGUUGCUGCAAUGUAAUUUGUGCGGCAAGCAAAUUACCUCUGGACCUUGUAGGAUGAAGAAACACCUUGCUGGGGGGUUUACAAUUGUGAGUAUGUGCACCAAAACAACCCCUGAAAUUCGAAAGGAGAUGCACGACUACUUGAGGACUCACUCAUUCAGUUUCGAAAAUCUUGAUGGAGAUGAAGGUGGUGAAGAAGGUGCUGAACAAGAGAAGUGUGCAGCAAGUUCAAGAGCUUCCAACUCCAACUCCAACGCCUCCACCAAAAGGAAAUCAGAGGGGACUACUCAUUUGGCAACGACGGUGGCAAAGAAGCAAGGAAAGUCCAUUGCAGAUCAGAUUCGGAAGACACCGGAAGAGGUGGUUGCUGAGAGACAUAUGUUAAAGGGCACUCAAAAGACCAUGAAGGAUUACAGCAAGAAGACAAAGGAGCAAAAAGAUGAAGUAGAUGGUCAUGUAGCUGACUUUUUGUAUGAGAAUUGCCUUCCACUCAAUAUUGUUAAUUCAAGGAGUUGGGGGAUUCUAUUGGAGUCUAUAGGGCAGUAUGGCUCUGAUUAUAUAUCUCCUACUUAUCAUCAAGUGAGGGAACCAUUGCUUGAGAAGGCAAAGAUCAAGACCGACAACUUGAAAGGGAAGCAUGAAGUUGCAUGGAAAGAAUAUGGUUGCUCACUCAUGUCAGAUGGCUGGACGGACAUGACCGGGCGGCACUUGAUCAACUUCCUUGUCAAUAGUCCAGAAGGUACCUUCUUCUUAGGGACAGCCAAUGUUUCUUCUGAAACAGUUGAUGCAAAUCUGGUGGCAAAGCUGUUGAGCGAACAAAUUGAUGCAAUUGGCCCUGAAUUGGUAGUCCAAGUAGUUAGCGAUAAUGGGUCUAACUACAAGGCAGCCGAUAGACUUCUAAUGGAAAAGUAUCCUACAAUGUAUUGGACACCUUGUGCUGCCCACUGCUUGGAUCUUAUGCUAGAGGACAUUGGGAAGAUCAAAGAGUUCAGCCGUUGCAUUGCUAAAGCAAAGAGAACAACCAGAUUUAUUUAUGCCCAUGGAAAGCUUCUUGAUUUAAUGAGAAGCUUGAAUGGUAAGCAAGAAAUUGUGAGGCCUGGAGCAACUCGUUUUGCUACGUCAUUCCUUACUUUGGCAAGCAUGUGGAAGCAAAGGCAAACCUUGAAAACUCUCUUUGUUAGCCCACAAUGGUAUGCAAACAGAUUAAAGGACAGCGAAGGAGGGAAGGCGGCUGAAGCAACUGUGAUCUCCGUGUCAUUUUGGCAAUCGGUGGAGCAUUGCAUGAGAGCUUCACAACCACUUCUUAGAGCUUUGAGGAUCGCUGAUGGUGAUGAGACUCUGGCUAUGGCAGAAAUGUGGGCAGCCAUGGAUUUUGCAAAGACACACAUAAAGGAAGCUUUGGCACAUAAGCCAAACCUCCUAGGUCAAGUGGUAGCUAUUGUUGAUAAGAGGUGGGAUAAACAGAUGGAACAAAAGCUACAUGGGGCUGCUUUGUUCUUGAACCCAAAUAAAUUCUUUGCCAUUAAGGAGUCCAACAGAAGACAAGCUGCCCGUCUCCGUUCAAUGUUCAAUGAUGUGCUAUGGAAGAUGGUGCCCGAUGAUGAGCAGCAAGCAACUAUUAGUAGGGAAGCUGACGACUAUGAGCUGGGGAGUGAAUGUUUCUCGAAGCCAUUGUCAAUUAAAGACCGUGACAAAAAAAGCCCUCGUAAGUAUAAAUUUUAUGGCAGCUUGUGUCUUCUUGUUCAGCUCAGUUACUCCACUAAUUGCUGGUUAUUGUGGCCUUCUCUUUAAUGUGGGACUUCUUGGUUUUGUAGUUCUUUGGUGGAAUGCUUAUGGUGGCCUUGCUUUUGACCUCCAAACUCUUGCAAAGCGAAUCAUUAGUCUAUGUUGUUCAGCAUCUGGCUGCGAGCGCAAUUGGAGUGUAUUUGCUCAUAUCCACACCAAAGGGAGAAACCGUCUAGAGUACAAGAGAUUGAACAAGCUAUCAUAUG
Molecule: messenger RNA, 2285 nt
Organism: Triticum dicoccoides
Lineage: Eukaryota; Viridiplantae; Streptophyta; Magnoliopsida; Poales; Poaceae
Exons: 2
Coding region: 136-2085 (649 amino acids)
Molecular function (GO): DNA binding
Source: RefSeq, a predicted model, not a curated record